AUGAGUCAAGGACUUGAAGUAAACAAGUCACCUAGCUUUAAAGUGACCUUGAAAUUAGCUGAAGCACUUGAUAUGCAGCCUCCUGUAAUGCCAGAGGAUGGCCACACAACACGGCUUACUAGUGGCGAAGAGACGGUUUCUUCUGCUUCUGGGAAAGAUUCUUCUGUUGAACCCGUAUGGGAUGAUGAAGACACAAGGGCUUUUUAUGAAUGUUUUCCAGAUCUUAGAGCUUUUGUUCCUGCUGUGCUUUUGGGAGAAACAGAGCCAAAAGUCAAUGAGCAAUCUGUGAAGAGUCAAGACCAACCAACUGAAAUAUUACCUGAAUCAGACAAAAGCCAACUGAUCACCUUUGAAAGUGGAGAGGGCUCCACAGAGUCUAAUGUUUUACCAGAGGGAGAAAGCACUGAGAGAGUGGAUGAUAAAGAAGAAAAAGAAAAGUCUAAAGAUUUGGACAUAGACAAGGAAAAAGAAAAAGAGAAUGAAAAAAAAGGGGAAAAUGACAAAGAGAAACUCAGAAGUGUUGAAGGAACAAAUUUGGAUGCUCUAUUGCAGAGGCUUCCGGGUUGUGUGAGCCGGGACCUUAUAGAUCAAUUAACAGUAGAGUUCUGUUAUCUAAAUUCAAAAUCAAAUCGGAAAAAGCUUGUGAGGGCUUUGUUCAGUGUUCCAAGGACUUCUCUAGAGCUGCUAGCGUAUUACUCACGCAUGGUUGCUACACUCUCAACUUGUAUGAAGGAUGUCUCCUCUCUUCUAUUGCAGAUGUUGGAGGAGGAGUUCAACUUCUUAAUAAAUAAAAAGGACCAGAUGAAUAUUGAGACAAAGAUCAGGAAUAUCAGGUUCAUUGGAGAACUUUGCAAGUUCAAAGUUGCCCCUGCUGGCCUGGUCUUCAGUUGUUUGAAGGCCUGUUUAGAUGAUUUUAGUCAUCACAACAUUGAUGUAGCUUGCAACCUUCUUGAAACAUGUGGUCGUUUUCUGUAUCGUUCUCCAGAAACUAGUAUACGCAUGGGUAACAUGUUGGAAAUGAUGCUCUUGCCGUUUAUAGUGCAGUUCAUACUGCACGCGAAAUUGCUAUAA
Vicia faba (fava bean) is the source of this 1071-nucleotide messenger RNA. NCBI's taxonomy places the organism in Eukaryota, Viridiplantae, Streptophyta, Magnoliopsida, Fabales, Fabaceae. The record is from the annotation of a GenBank genome assembly.